AUGGAGCGCUUUGCGGAGCUGGCCGCCGAUAUACGCAUCCAAACUUUUGCAGCAUCCGUUGCGCUGAUACAAAUGGUGUAUCAGCUAUUUGCAUCUACUUUGUAUGCUGGCAAAUCGGACGAGCAGAUGCGGAAGCGCUCUUGGAUUAUCACGACCUUCUCUGCUUUCCUAGUGUCCUGCGUCUCUCUUCCGUACGUGUUCGAUCUGCUCUAUUCUGGAAUGUUAUGGACGGAAGUGACGCCACAUCGCGAAUUGAUUGCGGACCCGCUGACCAUGUUUUUCACGGCUUACCUCGCCUCUGAUUUAGGCGUCGGGAUGUUGUGCUAUCGCAAGUUUGUCAAUGUGUCGAGCGGGUGGGUUCACCAUAGCGUGUACAUUGUGCUAUGUCUGAUCCUGCUCCGCAACCGGUGGACGAAUUGUUUUGCUACAGGGUUAAUUAUGGAGGUUCCGACGUGGAUCAUGGGGAUAGGUGCCUUGAAUCCGAAGCUGCGCUCCUACUGGGCAUUCACCCUCUCUUUUGUGCUGACCCGCAUUGUAUUCCACGCUAUUGUCAUCUACUCUUUGGUACUUCCCACGGGCCGCUAUGUAAAUGCAGCGCUGCCAAGCUUUGGACCGCUUAUCAUUUGUUCACUUGCUUUUCCCAUGCACGUUGUAUGGGCGUACAAGAGCAUUCGCAGCCUUAUCCGGCGCAUGCACAAGCUGUCUGCACAGGCAAAAGAGCUUGAGUUGGAGCGCAAGGCUGCAAUUGAGGAAGCAACUCGCAUGCUGGACUCGGCAGAUAGUCUCCAGCAGCAGCAGGGGAUUUACCAGCUCAGCCAGACACUCGGAACCGGGACCAGGGCAGAGCCCGAGGUGCGCGCACGCGCGCGCGCGCUCGUUUCCAACGCCGUAUACAAGCUUUGGCACAAUGCGCCAGAGGCUUGGCGGAAAUCAUACUCGGAAGAGAUUGAGCAGUGCAAGCAGCAAGGUUUGGACGUGGCGAGCAUGCCGAGGAGUACAUUGGUCCGACGCGCGCUUGGGCGGCAUUUGCUGGACCGCAGCAAGCGCGGCCACAAUAUCCCCGCGGUGAACGAGGACGACGAAGAUGACCUGGAAGACUGGAUGUCGGUCACGUCGAUGAAUGGACCGGCGCCUGCGCACCAAAUUCCCAGAGGGGGGCGCAAAGUGUCUUUGGGGAAAGGAAUCAAUAUCAGUAUGCCGCGCGAGUUGGAGCCGCUUUUGAACGGGCAGAAUUACAUUGUGAGCGAGUUCCCUGUCGAGCGCGAAAGAGGCACGCGGCGUCAAAGGAUCGUGGGAGAGAUGCGCCGCAGGCUAGAAGUGGCACGCCGCGAUAUGGUAGUUUUUUGA
Messenger RNA from Malassezia vespertilionis, 1347 nucleotides. RefSeq lists its product as uncharacterized. Gene Ontology annotation, biological process: lipid homeostasis. The record is from RefSeq and is a predicted model, not a curated record. Gene Ontology annotation, cellular component: endoplasmic reticulum. The transcript has a single exon. NCBI's taxonomy places the organism in Eukaryota, Fungi, Basidiomycota, Malasseziomycetes, Malasseziales, Malasseziaceae. Bases 1 to 1347 code for a protein of 448 amino acids.